Molecule: messenger RNA, 1184 nt
Organism: Anopheles nili
Lineage: Eukaryota; Metazoa; Arthropoda; Insecta; Diptera; Culicidae
Product: mitochondrial amidoxime reducing component 2-like
Exons: 3
Coding region: 59-1051 (330 amino acids)
Molecular function (GO): molybdenum ion binding; pyridoxal phosphate binding; catalytic activity
Source: RefSeq, a predicted model, not a curated record
UUCGGCGGAGAGAAUAUCACGGUGUGCUUUGCAACAGUUCUGCCAUCUCGUGAAGGCCAUGUUCUCAAGAAUUGUUAACGAGUUCACGGAUUUGCCCGUUUCGCGACAGGCACUUCUCGUGACGGCCGGUGUAGGUGGCAUUGCGUUGUUUUCGGCCGGGGCCUAUCUUGCUAAGCGACACAUCGAGAACACUCCUCCGAAGCAAUGGCGUAAGGCGGGCGAGCUGGCAGAGCUAUACGUUUUCCCAAUCAAAUCCUGUGCACCGGUCGUUCUGCAGCAGAUCGCAUGUUCCGACCUCGGUCUCCAGCGCAACUUGUUGCGCGAUCGAAUCUUUAUGGUGACGAACCCUGACGGAAAGUUCGUGACCGCUCGUAUGAAGCCAAAAAUGGUUCUUGUCCAGCCGCGAUUUGAUGAGCGCUUCGAAACGAUGUUCCUCACGGCACCGGGAAUGCCGGAACUACGCGUCGACAUCCGUGCACUAAUGAAACCUGGAGGAGAGCUCGAAGCAGGACGCAGUACGGUUUGGGGAGAAACGGUACCAACUGUGGACUGUGGCCAGGAAGCAGCACGCUGGUUCUCCCGCUAUUUACUGGACAAAGAUGACGGAUAUCGACUACGGUACUAUCCGCUGGAUUAUACGAGCCGCCGCAGGAACGGUGCUGAUACGGGAUCUCUGCAGGACGAGACUAGCUACAUGCUAUUCAACGAGGCCAGCGUGGCCGAUUUGAACCAGCGACUGGAGAACAAGGUGACGUCUCUUCAGUUCCGUCCCAAUUUCAUCGUACGCGGCCCGGAAGCGUACGCCGAGGAUCGUUGGCGCUGGGUGCGCAUCGGAGAGACCAUCUUCCGGUACGAGAAACCGUGCUUGCGGUGCAUCUUUACCACCAUCGAUCCGGAAUCGGGCGUCGCCCAUCCGGACAAGGAGCCGUUGCGGACGCUCAAGCAAUAUCGACAGAUACCAUCUCUCGGGGAAUCUCCCGCCCUCGGCAUUCACCUGGGAGUACGACGUGCAGGCGAGGUAAAGGUGGGCGAUCCGGUUUAUUUUGCAUAACCACUAUAGGCAUUUGAUCGGUGAGAGGCCACGCAUACGCGUUUCUUUCGUUGCCACCUUUCUUUCUAUUCUGGAACAUAACACAGCGGCACUUCAUGUUGAUAGUUGAAUAGUGCAUUUAAAUAAAAUAAAA